Molecule: messenger RNA, 2776 nt
Organism: Stegostoma tigrinum
Lineage: Eukaryota; Metazoa; Chordata; Chondrichthyes; Orectolobiformes; Stegostomatidae
Product: sarcoplasmic/endoplasmic reticulum calcium ATPase 2-like
Biological process (GO): intracellular calcium ion homeostasis; calcium ion transmembrane transport
Cellular component (GO): membrane
Molecular function (GO): ATP binding; P-type calcium transporter activity; ATP hydrolysis activity
Source: RefSeq, a predicted model, not a curated record
UGUCUGUCAGAAUUUGUCCCUUCCUCCCUGGUCCCCGAAAGAGUCAGCGACGGCUGUGGAGCCGGGUUUCUGUGUCAUGGCGUCGCCGUGAUUGAGGGGAAGGUCGUCGGUGGGGAGGUGGUUUGAAAACAGUGUGGGAUCGUGUGUAUCUGACAGACAGAGACAGAGAGAGGAGGGGCUGCCCCGGCACACUCACCUCUGACCGAGGGCGACAGCGAGCGGCGCGAUGGAGGCCCCUCACACCCGCACCGUGGACGAGGUUCUCAGGCACUUCAGUGUCAACGAGACAACCGGGCUCGGGUCUGAGCAACUCCGCAAGGGACGGGACAAGUGGGGGCCGAACGAACUCCCAGCGGAAGAAGGGAAGUCUCUCUGGUCUCUGGUACUCGAUCAGUUUGAGGAUUUACUGGUGCGGAUAUUACUGCUCGCUGCCUGCAUCUCUUUUGUGUUGGCCUGGUUUGAAGAGGGAGAACAAACUAUCACAGCAUUUGUGGAACCAUUUGUUAUUCUGUUGAUCCUGGUAGCAAAUGCAAUCGUGGGUGUUUGGCAGGAGAGGAAUGCAGAGAAUGCGAUUGAGGCGCUGAAGGAAUAUGAGCCCGAGAUGGGGAAGGUUUAUCGGCAAGAUCGGAAAAGCGUUCAAAGGAUCAAAGCCCGCGACAUCAUUCCUGGAGAUGUGGUGGAGGUUGCAGUUGGAGACAAAGUGCCUGCUGAUAUUAGGAUCACCUCCAUCAAAUCAACAACACUGCGUGUGGAUCAAUCAAUACUCACAGGAGAAUCCGUUUCUGUCAUCAAGCACACCGACCCUGUGCCUGACCCUCGAGCUGUAAAUCAGGACAAGAAGAACAUGCUGUUCUCGGGCACCAACAUUGCAGCUGGGAAGGCUAUCGGAGUUGUGGUAGCCACCGGGGUGAACACUGAGAUCGGUAAGAUCCGCGAUGAGAUGGUGGCAACAGAGCAGGAGCGGACACCGCUGCAGCAGAAGCUUGAUGAGUUUGGGGAGCAGCUCUCCAAGGUAAUCUCCAUCAUCUGUAUUGCUGUCUGGAUCAUCAACAUCGGACACUUCAACGACCCAGUCCAUGGGGGCUCCUGGGUUCGCGGUGCAGUCUAUUACUUCAAGAUCGCUGUGGCACUGGCUGUGGCUGCCAUUCCCGAGGGACUGCCUGCUGUUAUCACCACCUGCCUUGCACUGGGUACUCGUCGCAUGGCUCGCAAGAAUGCCAUUGUCCGCAGCCUGCCCUCUGUCGAGACACUGGGCUGUACCUCAGUCAUCUGCUCUGACAAAACUGGCACAUUGACUACCAACCAGAUGUCUGUCUGCCGGAUGUUCAUCGUGGAGAAGCUGGAGGGAGAUCACUGCACUCUGAGCGAGUUCAAGGUCACCGGCUCUACCUACGCACCUGAGGGUGAAGUGUUGAGGAACGGGCAUGUGGUCCACUGCGGGCAGUACGAUGCCCUGAUCGAGCUGGCUACCAUCUGUGCCUUGUGUAAUGACUCGUCACUGGAUUAUAACGAGGUAAAAGGGGUACACGAGAAGGUGGGCGAGGCAACCGAGACUGCCCUAUGCUGCCUGGUGGAGAAAAUGAACGUGUUUGACACUAACCUCAAAGGCCUGACCAAGGUGGAGAGGGCCAACGCAUGCUGCUCGGUCAUCAAACAGUUGAUGAAGAAGGAGGUAACACUGGAGUUCUCACGGGAUCGCAAGUCAAUGUCUGUACUCUGCUCUCCUAACAAACCCAGCCGUACCUCAGCCGGAGCUAAAAUGUUCGUCAAGGGUGCUCCCGAGGGAGUGAUCGAGAGGUGCCGCUUUAUUCGGGUGGGCUCUGAGAAAUACCCUCUGACGGCUAACAUGAAGGAUCAGCUCCUGGCAGUGGUUCGGGAGUGGGGAUCAGGUCGUGAUACGCUCCGGUGCCUGGCCUUGGCAACCCGGGACCACCCCCUCAAGAAGGAACAGCUGAAGCUUGAGGAUCCCAGCUUAUUUGCCGAAUAUGAGACGGACCUGACCUUUGUGGGUUGUGUGGGGAUGUUGGAUCCACCUCGGAAGGAGGUUACCAAUUCAAUCCGGCUCUGCCGCCAGGCGGGAAUCCAUGUCAUCAUGAUCACUGGCGACAACAAGGGCACAGCGGUGGCUAUCUGCCGGCUGAUUGGCAUCUUUGGGCCGGACGAGGAAGUGGGCCUCAAGGCUUUCACCGGCCGAGAAUUUGAUGAGCUGAGCCUGUCUGCCCAGCGCGAGGCUGUUCAGAAUGCUCGCUGCUUCGCACGUGUCGAACCAUCCCACAAAUCCAAAAUCAUCGAGUUCCUGCAGUCACUGGACGAGGUCACUGCCAUGACGGGUGACGGAGUGAACGAUGCUCCAGCCCUGAAGAAGGCAGAGAUCGGAAUCGCCAUGGGAUCAGGCACAGCGGUGGCCAAGAGUGCCUCAGAGAUGGUGCUGGCUGAUGACAACUUUGCCACCAUAGUGGCUGCAGUGGAGGAAGGCAGAGCCAUUUACAACAACAUGAAGCAGUUCAUUCGCUACCUCAUCUCUUCCAACAUUGGGGAGGUGGUCUGUAUUUUCCUGACGGCCGCUAUUGGUAUUCCUGAGGCUCUGAUCCCUGUGCAGCUUCUGUGGGUGAACUUGGUGACAGAUGGACUGCCGGCCACAGCUCUAGGCUUCAAUCCUCCUGACCUGGACAUCAUGGGCAAACCUCCCCGCAGCCCCAAGGAGCCUCUCAUUAGUGGCUGGCUCUUCUUCCGUUACUUGGUUAUCGGGGGUAGGUAUUAAUUCAGUCUGCCUUCC